GCAUGGACUUGUAGCAUUGACGCCAGUCUCUCUCUCUCUCUCUGUCUGCUGUCUCCGAGGACCGGGGCAGUCAGCCGAGGAAGGAACACCCAUGAAAAAUGAUGCAUCAUGGAAGCUGAUCAUCUAAACUUUGAUCAACAAUUUCAUGUCGGGGACAGUGACAGCAUGGGAGGCAGCAAAGUCGAGGAGAUAACAGACUGACGCUAAUGAAAAAGAGCCUCCCUCUCCCUUUUUUCUGUUGUGAAUGUUUGACUCUUCUGUUCGUGGACGAUACACGCCCCUGAAAGACCUGGAGGACGGGACGACAGUGUGUGUUGUGAUGCUUCUUUUCCAUUUCUUUUCUGCUGUCAGUUUUGGUUUCUCCAGCAAGAUCCGUGCUAUCCCAGAAUGGCUCGCUUUGAAGACGAACUGUCCAGCCGCUAUGGAGGCAGCUGUCCCGCGGGUCCGGCCAGAGGGGCCAGCCGACAGCCGGGGCCUCCGGGGGGCCAGAGGAUGUACAAGCAGACGAUGGCCCAGAGAGCGAGGACCAUGGCCAUUUACAACCCCAUUCCAGUCAAACAGAACUGCCUCACCGUUAACCGCUCUCUGUUCAUCUUCAGUGAGGACAACAUCAUACGGAAAUAUGCCAAAAAGAUCACCGAAUGGCCUCCAUUUGAGUACAUGAUCCUGGCCACCAUUAUAGCAAACUGCAUUGUGCUGGCUCUGGAGCAACACUUACCGGCCUUAGACAAAACACCGAUGUCAGAGCGUUUGGAUGACACGGAGCCCUACUUUAUUGGAAUAUUUUGUUUUGAGGCUGGCAUCAAGAUCAUCGCCCUGGGCUUUGCCUUUCACAAAGGCUCCUACCUACGUAAUGGCUGGAAUGUAAUGGACUUUGUGGUGGUCCUAACAGGGAUCCUGGCCACUGUGGGGGCUGAUUUUGAUCUGAGAACGCUGAGGGCGGUGAGAGUACUGCGGCCUCUCAAACUGGUCUCUGGCAUUCCAAGUCUUCAGGUGGUUUUAAAGUCCAUUAUGAAAGCCAUGGUACCUCUGCUGCAGAUUGGCCUUCUGCUCUUCUUUGCCAUCCUCAUGUUCGCCAUCAUCGGCCUCGACUUCUACAUGGGCAAGUUCCAUCGCACCUGCUUCAGGAUGGACACAGGCGAGCAGGCAGAAGAGUUUCCAUGUGGCCUGGAGGCUCCGGCGAGGACCUGUGCUAACGGUACCGAGUGUAAGGAGUACUGGAUCGGACCCAACUUUGGCAUCACCAACUUUGACAACAUCCUCUUCGCUGUUCUCACCGUUUUCCAGUGCAUCACCAUGGAGGGAUGGGUGGACAUCCUCUACAACGCCAACGAUGCCUCAGGGAACACAUGGAACUGGCUGUACUUCAUCCCCCUCAUCAUCAUCGGUUCCUUCUUCAUGCUCAAUCUGGUGCUAGGCGUGCUGUCAGGGGAGUUCGCUAAGGAGAGAGAACGGGUGGAGAAGAGGCAAGAAUUCCUGAAGCUCCGCAGACAACAGCAAAUAGAGAGAGAGUUAACAGGAUACCUGGAGUGGAUCUGUAAAGCAGAGGAGGUGAUGCUGGCUGAAGAAGACAAGAAUGCAGAGGAGAAAUCUGUGGAUGGAGCUUGGUACAAACGAAAACAGAACAACUCUGUGCUGAAAAGGACGAAGAAGAGUAAGAAUGACCUCAUCAAUGCAGAGGAAGGCGAGGACCACUUCACUGACAUCUCAUCUGUUGGGUCGCCGUUUGCCCGGGCCAGCGUGAAGAGCAAGAACGAGAGCUCGUCUUACUUCAGGAGGAAAGAGAAGAGGAUUCGCUUCACCAUCCGUCGUCUGGUCAAGUCCCAGAGCUUCUACUGGACUGUGCUGUGUCUGGUUGGCCUCAACACAUUGUGUGUGGCCAUAGUGCACUAUGACCAGCCGGAGUGGCUCACCUACGCACUAUACUUGGCUGAGUUUGUAUUCCUGGGCCUGUUUCUGGCAGAGAUGUCCAUGAAAAUGUACGGCCUCGGACCCCAGAACUACUUCCACUCCUCGUUCAACUGUUUUGACUUUGGCGUGAUUAUUGGCAGUAUUUUUGAGGUGAUCUGGGCUGCCAUCAAACCUGGGGCCUCAUUUGGGAUUAGUGUCCUGCGAGCUCUGAGACUGCUCAGGAUCUUCAAAGUCACUAAGUACUGGAACUCUUUGAGGAACCUGGUGGUAUCUCUGCUCAACUCCAUGAAGUCUAUCAUCAGCCUGUUGUUCCUCCUCUUCCUCUUCAUCGUGGUCUUCGCUCUGCUGGGCAUGCAGCUGUUUGGUGGCCAGUUUAAUUUUGAAGACGAAACGCCGACAACUAACUUUGACACGUUCCCAGCAGCCAUUCUCACCGUCUUCCAGAUCUUAACUGGGGAAGACUGGAACGCAGUCAUGUACCACGGCAUCGAGUCGCAGGGGGGCGUUCAUGGGGGAAUGUUCUCCUCCAUUUAUUUCAUCGUUCUCACUCUCUUUGGAAACUACACACUCCUCAACGUGUUCUUGGCCAUCGCUGUUGAUAACCUUGCAAAUGCCCAGGAGCUCACUAAGGAUGAGGAAGAGCAGGAGGAGGCCAUCAAUAAGAAACUCGCCCUCCAGAAGGCCAAGGAGGUAAAGGAGGUCAGCCCCAUGUCAGCCGCUAACAUUUCCAUCACAGCUUUUCUAACACGCAGUCGAGGUAACGCGCAUUCUAGCAGCUCAUCCAUCUGCAGCGUUAACUCACUUAAGGAGCAGCAGAAGUCAAUGAAGACAAUGUCGGUGUGGGAGCAGAGGGCCAACCAGCUGAGGAGGCAGAACCGGGCGAGCUGUGAGGCCCUGUACAGUGAACUGGAGCCUGAGGAGCGCCUCCGUCUGUCCUCGGCCCCCCACAAGACCCACCAUGACCGGCCACUGCUUGUCGAGCCCUGCGACGGGCCUAUGCUGGGCGGCCACCAGCACCACCAUCAUAAGCCCUGCAUGCCAGAGGAGGGUGAAACUGCCGCCGACCCUCCUGUGCCUCACCAGCCUCGUCGCCACCACCGCCACAGAGACAGGGGCCGCACCAGAAAUAAAGAGGAGACAAAUGAUAACGGUGACACUGGUGGGAGACACCACGUCCAUCACAGUCGCUCCAAAGAUUAUGAUGGCAGUCGGGGCAAAGAGGGGAAGAGCGAGAGAUCCCGCAGCCGAGAGGGAGGCAGGAGGCAUCACCAUCAGAGCUCGGUGGAUGACAGCGGAGGUGGAGGAGUCACGAGCGAGAGAGAGCAUCGCCAUCAUCACUCACACCGGCAGUCCCGAGGGGGCAACGGGACAGUGAACAGUGGAGGGAGGGGAGAGCGAAGAUCCCGGCACAAAGAUGGACGUUCUUCUCACAGGGAUGGGGACAGGAGUUCCAGGGGAGACAGCGGCGCCAAUGGAGAGAGGAGGAGACAUCGGACUCAUGGAUCCAGGGGCCAAUCCACAGUUGAGGGAGAGGAGUCCAACGAAAGAGAGAAGACUCAUGGUCACAGGGACAGGUUUGGUGACUCAGAGGGGGAGUCCCUAGCCAUCUCCCCUCAGCAGGACUCUAAGGGGGCCAACUGGCCUCCUGACGGACCAGAGGACUCAGACAACCAGCGGAAUGUCCAACGAACUGGCCGAAGCUCCAUCCAAAUUCCUCCUGUGACUAUCACCUCCCCACCUGGAGAGACCACCCUCAUACAAAUGAACAGUAUUGACUGUGAGACAAUGCCCAUGAAUGAGAAGACCCUGGAGGACCUCGGUCAAAGUGGUCCCAAACCCAUCCUGCCUUACAGUUCUAUGUUCAUCUUUGGACAGACCAAUCCGGUGAGGCGGUUGUGUCACUACAUUGUGACCCUGCGUUAUUUUGAGAUGUCCAUCCUGGUUGUCAUAGCUAUGAGCAGCAUCGCUUUAGCAGCAGAGGACCCUGUCUGGACAAAUGCCCCUCGCAACAAUGUGCUCAAAUAUCUGGACUACGCCUUCACUGGUGUUUUCACUUUUGAAAUGGUGAUAAAGAUGGUGGACUUGGGCCUGCUGCUUCAUCCUGGAUCCUACUUCAGAGACCUGUGGAACAUUCUGGACUUCAUAGUGGUCAGUGGGGCGCUGGUGGCUUUUGCUUUUUCGGGGACCAAAGGCAAAGACAUCAGCACUAUCAAGUCACUGAGGGUUCUCCGAGUACUCAGGCCUCUCAAGACCAUCAAACGUCUGCCGAAGCUCAAGGCAGUGUUCGACUGUGUGGUCAACUCUUUGAAGAACGUGCUGAACAUCCUCAUCGUUUACAUCCUCUUCAUGUUCAUCUUUGCCGUCAUUGCAGUUCAGCUCUUCAAAGGAAAAUUCUUCUUCUGCACAGACGAGUCCAAGGGCCUGGAGAAGGACUGCAAAGGACAGUUCUUGGACUACGACAAAGACGAGGUAGCUGCCAUGACCCGAGAGUGGAAAAAAUAUGAUUUCCAUUAUGACAAUGUGCUGUGGGCCUUCCUGACGCUCUUCACUGUCUCCACUGGGGAGGGCUGGCCAACUGUACUGAAGCACUCUGUGGAUGCCACCUUUGAAGACCAGGGUCCCAGUCCAGGCUACCGGAUAGAAAUGUCCAUCUUCUAUGUGGUCUACUUUGUGGUCUUCCCUUUCUUCUUUGUCAACAUCUUCGUCGCUCUGAUCAUCAUUACCUUCCAGGAGCAGGGAGACAAGGCCCUGUCUGAGUGCAGCUUGGAGAAGAACGAGAGGGCAUGCAUAGACUUUGCCAUAAACGCCAAACCUCUGACACGCUACAUGCCAGAGAACACGCAGUCCUUCCAGUACAGGAUGUGGAAGUUUGUGGUCUCAGCUCCGUUUGAGUACUCCAUCAUGAUCAUGAUCGCUCUCAACACUGUGGUACUCAUGAUGAAGUUCCACGGAGCUCCAGAGUUCUAUGAAGCGAUGCUGAAGAACCUCAAUAUAGUCUUCACCACUCUCUUCUCUCUGGAGUGUAUCCUCAAGAUCAUUGCUUUUGGUCCUCUGAACUACCUGAAGGACGCCUGGAACGUGUUUGACUUUGUGACAGUGCUGGGCAGCAUCACUGACAUCCUGGUGACUGAAAUCAAUACUACGGACAGACUGCUGAACCUGAGCUUCCUGAGGCUGUUCAGAGCCGCUCGGCUCAUCAAGCUGCUGAGGCAGGGAUACACCAUCCGCAUCCUGCUGUGGACCUUCGUCCAGUCCUUCAAGGCCCUGCCUUAUGUUUGCCUGCUGAUUGCUAUGCUGUUCUUCAUCUAUGCCAUCAUUGGGAUGCAGGUGUUUGGAAACAUUGACCUGAAUGAGGACACAGCCAUCAAUCACCACAACAACUUCCGCACAUUCCUCCAGGCUCUCAUGCUGCUGUUCAGGAGUGCAACUGGUGAGGCCUGGCACGAGAUCAUGUUAUCAUGUCUGAGUCGCCGACCCUGUGACGAGCGAUCAGGGACCCAUGGGAAAGAGUGCGGCAGUGAUUUUGCCUACUUCUACUUUGUCUCCUUUAUCUUCCUGUGCUCCUUCCUGAUGCUGAACCUGUUUGUGGCUGUCAUCAUGGAUAACUUUGAGUACCUAACCAGAGAUUCCUCCAUCCUGGGACCUCAUCACCUCGAUGAGUUCAUCCGGGUUUGGGCCGAGUACGACCCAGCUGCGUGUGGCCGUAUCAAGUACCUCGAUAUGUAUCAGAUGCUGCUCCACAUGUCCCCACCAUUAGGUUUGGGAAAGAAAUGUCCGCCAAGAGUCGCCUACAAGCGUCUCGUCAAAAUGAACAUGCCCAUCGCUGAUGACAACACCGUCCACUUCACCUCCACCCUGAUGGCCCUGAUCCGCACCGCCCUGGAGAUCAAACUGGCCUCAGGUAUGGUAGCCCAGCGAUUAUCUGACGCUGAGUUAAAGAAGGAGUUGUCCACAGUGUGGCCCAACCUCUCACAAAAGACCAUGGACCUGUUGGUGACGCCACAUAAACCCAAUGAACUGACGGUAGGGAAGGUUUACGCAGCCCUGAUGAUCUUCGACUACUACAAGCAGAAUCGAGCGAGGAGGCUGCAGCUGCAGCAGCAGCAGCAGCAGAACGCGUCAGGCUCCCAGUGCAAGGUCGGGGCUCUGUUUAAGCCAUUGCUGCCUCUGACUCACAUGCAGGAGAAAGGCCUGCCUAUGAUGUUAAACAGUGUGGAGCCUCCCAGCAUGCUUCAGUCCCAGCCCAAAUCCAAUGCCAAGUCCCAGCCACAGACCAGACCUAGCUCCAACUCCCUCAACAAUGGAGGCACGCUGCCAGGUCAUGAUCACAACAUCAAGCCAUCACCUUCCUUGGUGAUGGAGAAACCCAAGGCUAAGAGAACCAUAUCCAGGGGCCCGUCAGAGGACACACCAGACACUGCCGUCAUUCAGGAGUCAGUGGAGAUGAGGAGGAUGGAGACCAGUGCCAGCAGUACGAUCCCAGUCCCUGGCACGGGUCUGGAGAACCAGGGCAGAGCUGCUUCUAUGCCUCGCCUUACUGCUGAGCUGCAGCGGGGCCACUCACGACACUCUCCAGGGAUCCAUCUACCUUCUGUCCCUGAUGCCAGUCCCAUGAGGCGCUCAGCCUCCACUGUGGCCCCACAGCGACCCCAGGAAGUCAACCUGAGGGACUACACCCUGGAGAAACCCAGCCAGGAGCGGCCCCACCACCAUCACCACCACCACCGCUGCCACCACCGCAGAGACAGGGAUAAAGACAGAGAGAAGAGGCAGAGGUCUUUGGAUACACCUCUAGGUGGACAACCUCCAGCCUCUGCUGGAGAGCCAGGGUCUGACCCAGCUGCCUCCAGAGAGCGAGCCCACGACCGCGGACGCUCCCACGAGAGGAAACACCACCACUCCUCAGCGGACAAGCAGCGCUACUACUCCUGCGACCGCUUCUGCAGCCGGGAACACUGCCACACCAAAUCUGCCACCGCUAGCUGCGCCGCCUCCCCCAGCGAGGGGCAGGAAACCAGCAACAAGCAGGGCAGUGGUUGGGUUAAAGGCAGCCCAGUGGCACUGAGUUCCAGUUCUAGCACGCCAAGCCGCGGACGUCGGCAGCUCCCCCAGACCCCCCUCACCCCACGGCCAGGGGUGGCCUACAAGACUGCCAAUUCUUCCCCCGUGCACUUUGUGUCCAGCCAGGCCUCUCUGAGUCCUGGCCGGCUGAGCCGCGGCCUGUCGGAGCACAACGCCCUCCGGCACAGCGGCUCCCGCCACUUCCCCUGCCCUGUCACUCGUAUCAGCUCCGAGCCCUUCUUGGGCCGGGGCCAUGGCGAUGCCCUGGGCAGCCCCUACGGCAGCCUCCGGGACCAGCUAGACGUCUUCCAGGAUGUGGCGUCACUGUCGCCCAGCCCCCGUGCCGGACGCUCAUCUUGGACCGCACUGCCUCGCAUGAUGGGAGCCCUGCUUCCGGCUCCACAGCAGAACCUUGGGGUGCCCAAUGGGUACCACUUCAGCUUCGGGGGCAACACCAGCCCAGGCUCUGGCGUCAGGGCACCCAGGUAUUACCAGGAGGCAGAGGAGGACGAAUGGUGCUAGCAUGGCUUUAAACCAACCUUUUUAAUGCAUUUUUGAGGAACUGUGAUGAGUUUUAUCAUCUUCUUUGAAGGCUUUAGUUUACAUUGUCACUGUGUGUGUUUAAUGCUGUAUUUUAAUCCAAACUUGGAGAGCUAAGUUUAGGGAGAACAUCUAAACAGGGAGAACACUUGAAGUGGGUAAUAUUUGAAUGUGAACAACAAAUUGUAAGGGCACAUAGCGUUAUGAAGUAGACUUUUUGCCAACAUCAGAUAUCUUACCGUAGCUAUCCUUGAUUUGCUUUGACCAGUGUUUUGUUGACACCACCAUAUCGACCCUCAAACUGCAUUACAUCAGAAACACAGACUAUACACGAGUAUAAAAAUAUUGAUUAGUGCUGCUUUAAAGUUAGAUUCUAACUAUCUGUUUACCAGGGAAAAUUACUUUUGCAAAGAUCUACAUGAUAAAACGAGUUUAACAGCGCUCCACUCUGUGUACCGUCAAAUCUCGAUGAGGCACAUAUGCAAAAUCAGUUUUUUUCAGACUCAAGAUGAGUUGUGCUCUCUUUAUCAGCCGCUCUUGCUUCUUCCACAUUAUUAUUACACCCAACAGGGCAACAUAAAGUCUAACAGACCGUUUAAUUUUUAAGCUGUACGUGAAGUCAGUUAUUGAAUCAAACAGUAGCUGAAAGUGCGUUUGAGAGUCAGUAUGGCAGUUUCAAAAGAAAGUGAUGGCACUGCACGUCAUGGAAGCAGGACAAAAAGCAGCUCAGUAGUUCAGUGAAAUGAUAGUUUAAAACGUUGGAAAACCUCAAAGACAUUAUGACACUGUACAAAUAGCUGUGAUGUUCUUUAGUUUAGGACUCUACCCUUCUAUGAUUAUGCCUAAUCCUUUAUGACAUUCCCUUUGUGUCAGUCGAACAGAUGAAGUGCUGUCACACAGGCAGCGGUGAUUGUUUACCUGUUAAAUGUUUCUUGCAAACUUGAAGAGAGAAGCAGCCCGUGGUAGUGAGAAGUACCUGACUGACUGAUUUGUUUUCUAUUAAAAUGUCCUUGUAUAUGUUUUCUUUGUCUUUUUUUUUUUUUUUUUGUAUGACGUUAAAAAAAAAAAAAAAGACCACAGUGUGUUUUACGUGAACUGCUUCUGGUUUGCCAUCGUUUCAGGUCUAAUGUUUCUUACAGACUUCUUUGCGAUGUUUUAAGACAAAGUGCCUAUCCUUUUAGAUAUACUGUAGAAAAAGAUGCAAUGUCAACUGUUUUCUAAUGCAUCCACACUUGGAGUAGGUGUUUGGUUCAUUCUGUAUGUAGCUCUGCUGGAAAACAUGUUGUACAGAAAGCCUUAUCUGCAAGGAGAGAAACGAUACCUACAGUACGCUUAAACGACAGGAAUCAAAAAAUGACCUUAUGAAAGUUGAUUAUUUUUCUUGUUUUUGAUAAACCAUGAAAAACGUUGUGGAAACGCUAUGAAAACUGCAUAAAUAUAUGUGUUCCAGCUACGUUAAUGCCAGUAACACAUUGUGCAUGUUUAGAUGGUAGACCUGGCCAGCUACCUGCUAUGACCACCGUGUAGAGUUUCUUUUCGAUUUAUUUAUUUAUUUGUUUUUUGAAAGGGUGUCCCAGUGUGAGCUCCCGUCUUAUUUGAGCUGCUGAGUGCAUUGGUCAGCUGAGGUCUGAUGGGACUGAGUGGUGGGGAGGUGUGACAGAGUCUGCAUUGUCUGAUUUGGGACCCAAAGUAGCAAAGGGUAAUGUAGUCUGACUCUUGAUGGGUAUUUGGGUCAAACCAGGCGCUGUGUAUGUGUGUGUGCAUGCAUGUGUGUUUGCACGUGCGUGUAUGUGGAUUCAAAUUAACAUUGGUAAGCAUCAGCUUUGGUGGAUACAUUUUACAUAUCUGGAUCCAGUUUGUUGUUUCGUGCUGUUUCUUCCUUUAAUUAUUUAUUUUUUUCAUACUCUCAUGUAUAACUGGCAAAAAAAAAAGAAAAAAAAACUGAUCCUGUAUCCUGUCAUGCCAAGAUAUUUCCAGCACUUACUGUACCAUGGAGUCUGACAGCAGGAAAUGUUACAGCAAUCUAACUCAUUCAUAUUAAAGAUCAGGCUUUGGUGUCAGAAUGAAAAAGUUUUCUUUCUCUAGAGCCGGUGAAGGAGCUGGAGUGACUAACAUCUCCACCCACAUCAACAGCAAACAAACCACAAUACAACUGCAUCAUUCACUGUCCCAGUUCCAUACCACAUACUAACUCUAAGCAGGUUUGUUGAAUGCACAGUGGAGUGUUCACACUGAAAAAAAAAAAAAAAGUAUACUCAAAGA
Messenger RNA from Toxotes jaculatrix (banded archerfish), 9774 nucleotides. RefSeq names its product voltage-dependent N-type calcium channel subunit alpha-1B-like. Gene Ontology annotation, cellular component: neuronal cell body; voltage-gated calcium channel complex; membrane. Gene Ontology annotation, molecular function: high voltage-gated calcium channel activity. Gene Ontology annotation, biological process: chemical synaptic transmission; calcium ion import across plasma membrane. The coding region runs from base 388 to 7494 and encodes 2368 amino acids. Lineage: Eukaryota; Metazoa; Chordata; Actinopteri; Toxotidae. The transcript has 49 exons. The record is from RefSeq and is a predicted model, not a curated record.